AUGGCUCUCGCUCUUCAUAUGCCGACAGCUGGCUGUGAGCAUCUAAACAGCGAGACAGUCGAGCAGAUCCGCCAGUUUCGGAGUUCCCCCACCAAUGGCAUCGAUCCAAACUUUGCCCAGUAUACAUGCUUGCAAUGCUCGAUGCCAGGAAGCUUCCCCAGUCUAGACAAGCACUUCUCCGAAACGCAGCACGGGUUUGCCGUCGGCCAGAAAUCCGUCUACUGUGCAGGCUGCCAUGACCUGGUCUACGACCCGGCCUUGCUGGGCAACGGCAAGAAACGCAAACUCACAGAGACCAGUGACGAAGACGACUCCUACUUGACCGCCAACACUGCGCAACGGCCAUGUGGCCGCAGCGGUGUGCGAGGCUUAUUCAACCUCGGCGAGACUUGCUACAUGAACGCCGUCCUACAGAUGAUGGUGCACAAUCCGCUGCUGGCCAGCUACUUCCUCGGCAUGGGCCAUCCGAUUCACACGUGUCCAAUCUCCAAGGAACCGGAAAAGAAGGACGACGCCUCCGACGAAGAGGAACAGGCCUCCGAGGACCAGGACCAGAAGAAAGAGCUGCAAGUCUGCGUGGCGUGCGGAAUGACUGACCUCUUCUCGGACGUCACCAUGGUUGACCAACCCCUUCCCGCGCACGCCGUGAAUCUUCUUUUCGCGUCUUGGAAGAACAUUCCCCAAAUGUCCGGUAAGGGCCAGCAAGAUGCCCAAGAAUGGUUCAUGUACAUCAUCGACCGGCUGCACGAGGCUGUGGCGCAGUACUCGACUCCGGACCAGACGAACAGCGUCAACGAGGCCAAUGGUAUUCCGCCCAUUGACAAGCAAUGCGUGUGCUUCUUCCACAAGGUCUUCUACGGCCGCUACAACAGCCAGAUCAUAUGCGACACCUGCCAUACCGUUUCGUCUCGAGAGGACGAGUUCUCUAGCAUCAGCCUCGACUUCAAGAAGCAGGUUAAGAGGAAGAAGAAGGCCGCCAAGGACGCCGCCGCUGCCGCCGCUUCUGCUGCCACCAACAAGGCCGACAAACCUCCUCUCAAGAUCGCCAUCCCUAACCUACACGAAUGUCUGCGCAGCUACACGGCUCCUGAACCGCUGAGUCCGGAACAAUACAACUGCACCACGUGCGACGCGCGACGGUCCGCCAGCAAGCAAACCCGCCUACGUAAGCUGCCGGCCAUCAUGUGCGUGCAUGUCAAGCGGUUCGGCAUGAAACAGGCGGGCAGCGGUGUCUGGCUACCAGAGAAGUACGAGGGAAAGCUCGAAUUCCCGCUGCAGCUGGACAUGGGCCCGUAUACGACCAAGCCGCCGUCGCCGAUGGCGACCACAACUAAUGGUGGCGAAACGAAACCCGACGCCUACAUGUACGAUCUGGAUUGCGUGGUCGUGCACCAGGGCGAGCACGCGCAGAACGGCCACUACUUUGCCUUCUGCAGGCAGGACAACAAGUGGUUCCGUUUCGACGACGAGAUCGUCUCGGCCACCACCACUGAGGACGUCUUGAGGCAGGAGGCCUACCUGUUGUUUUACUCGUUAAGAAGCCUCGAGAAGGUAUAG
Capronia epimyces CBS 606.96 is the source of this 1557-nucleotide messenger RNA. RefSeq lists its product as uncharacterized. The coding region runs from base 1 to 1557 and encodes 518 amino acids. The transcript has 2 exons. Gene Ontology annotation, molecular function: cysteine-type deubiquitinase activity. Lineage: Eukaryota; Fungi; Ascomycota; Eurotiomycetes; Chaetothyriales; Herpotrichiellaceae. The record is from RefSeq and is a predicted model, not a curated record. Gene Ontology annotation, biological process: protein deubiquitination.